Molecule: messenger RNA, 234 nt
Organism: Eruca vesicaria subsp. sativa (arugula)
Lineage: Eukaryota; Viridiplantae; Streptophyta; Magnoliopsida; Brassicales; Brassicaceae
Source: the annotation of a GenBank genome assembly
AUGGCCAAGCCAACUUCUUUGUUUGUUUUCCCCAUCAUGUUCCGUGUGAUAUUAUCUUUAGUUGAAUAUAAUAUGGGAUGCAUGACAGUUAUUGGCACGUGUCGUUAUAUUCCCGAUUGUAGUUCGGCGUGCAAGGUUAGAUUUGGAGAGAAGGCUUUUGGUUACUGUGACCGCGAUGGUGAUUAUGGAAGAUGUCUCUGCUAUUUUCCUUGUCCGAGUGAAAAGAAUAAUUAA